AUGGACAGUUUCACUCCACUAGCAGAGUUGGAGCUGCUGAAGAAGAUCGAAAUGCUGGAAGAGGAUCACGCCCGCCUCCAGCAUGACAUGUCCCAACUUAACCGCCCCCGCCGCCGGAUCACCAGAACAAGAGGCGGUGCCGGUCGGCUGCCGUCGAGUUUUAAUUUCAGUGACCGGCAAUAUCUCAACAUAUUGGAGUCACUUGGGCAGUCUGUGCAUGUUAUGGAUCCUCAUGAUCGUAUAAUCUACUGGAAUAGAAGUGCCGAAAAGCUGUUUGGAUAUUCUGCGGAAGAGGCCAUCGGACAUUGUUCCAUUAAGCUGGUAGUAGAUAUCAGGGACCGUGGUGCAGCAUAUAAUAUAGUCCACCGUGUCAACCACGGGGAGAGAUGGACUGGGAUGUUCCCUGUAAAGAAAAAAUGCGGGGAGAGGUUUACAAUUAUUGUAACAAAUAGUCCAUUCUAUGAUGAUUCUGGGAAUAUAAUUGGGCUUGUUUCUACAUGUGCUGAUGCUCAGGCCUUUCGCGACAUGAGGUUUCCAAUGACAGCUGAGAAACAGCCACAACAAGAUUUAAGCUCCAGCACUCAAGGGGCCAGUGUUACAACUAAACUUGGUGUUGAUCCUCAGCAGCCUCUGCGGAAAGCAAUUUCAUCAAAACUAACAAACUUGGCAUCGAGGGUGAGUAACAAAGUCAAGUCAAAAAUUCAGGCAAGAGAAAACAGCAUGGAUUCCACAGGUGAGACUGUUGAUAGUCAUCAUCAGUUUUAUGGUUCAGACUCUGUGGCAUCUGCCAAUAAGGAGGAUGGUAUUGCAAGUGAGACUAGCACAACUUUAGAAACUACAUCCCCAAUAUUUAACCAUGUUGAGAGCCACCCUCUCCGAGAACCCUCUAUAGAUUCUGACAGUGAGAAUGAAGAAAAAUCUUCGAUUCACAAGAUAAUAGUUUCAAAGGCAGAAGCAUGGAUUAGUAAGAAAGGGAUAGCAUGGCCUUGGAAAGGAAAUGAGCGAGAUGGUUCAGUGGCUAGGGCCAGUGGUUUUGUUUGGCCCCGGUUUCAUAAUGAUCAAGUCAAUGUUGGUGUUCCUCAGAAGAGUUAUUGUGUUUCAAAUCCAGAAAUUCAGGUGAGCGGAAGUAAUCGACCAACAUGUAAAAAUGAUGAGUCUCUAGGAUCGUGGACCUCUCCAUUUGAUAUUAACACCAUAAGCCCUACCAUCAGCCUUAAAAGUGCCAGCAGUAGUGCUUUGACUAUGGUGGAUGUGGACACUGACUGCUUGGAUUAUGAAAUCUUUUGGGAAGACAUGAUAAUUGGAGCACAGAUUGGGCAAGGUUCAUGUGGAACUGUGUACCAUGGUCAGUGGGAAGGAUCGGAUGUUGCCAUUAAGGUAUUCUCCAAGCUAGAAUAUUCAGAUGAUAUGUUACUUUCCUUCAGACAAGAGGUAUCUCUUAUGAAAAGGCUUCGACAUCCAAAUGUUUUGCUCUUCAUGGGAGCUGUGACUUCACCUCAGCGUCUCUGCAUUGUCACAGAGUUCCUACCACGUGGCAGUUUGUUUCAAAUACUACAGAGGAAACCAUCAAAACUAGACUGGAGACGACGUGUUAAUAUGGCUAUGGAUAUAGCAUGGGGCAUGAAUUAUCUUCAUCAUUUCAACCCACCAAUCAUUCAUCGAGACUUGAAGUCUUCAAAUCUCCUAGUUGAUAAGAACUGGACUGUCAAGGUUGGCGAUUUUGGUCUUUCACGUCUUAAGCACGAAACUUUUCUUAUCAACAAGAGUGGCAGGGGAACGCCUCAAUGGAUGGCACCAGAAUAUUUACGUAAUGAACCCUCAGAUGAGAAGUCUGACAUAUAUAGCUACGGGGUGAUAUUAUGGGAGCUUGCUACUGAGAAGAUUCCUUGGGAUAAUCUAAACCCAAUGCAGGUGAUUGGAGCUGUUGGAUUCAUGAACCAAAGACUGGAGAUCCCAAUAGAUGUGGACCCAAAGUGGGCUUCUAUAAUUGAGAGUUGCUGGCACAGUGAUCCAGCUUGCCGGCCUACAUUUCUAAAACUGCUUGAAAAGCUUAGAGUGUUGCAUAAACAAUAUAAUCUCCAGUUCAAAGCAGUGCGUUCCGCCUCUAGUGAGAGCACCAGAAAAGAAUCGUAACGGGCCAUGUUUUUGUUCAUUGGUCUUCAUUAAUUCAUUUGCCACAUUGGCAGAUGAAGCAGCCACCCUCAGAUACUUCCAUCUGGUAUUGUAAAUUAUGAUCCUUUAUUUUACUUAGCAGCCCAAGUCAAAAAAUAACACAUGUUGCUUAGAGUGGAACACCACCGGUGGGAAAUUCACUGGUGGAGCCGUUGAUUGGAAAAAUGUUGGUAGGGAGGUCUUUGGCAGUUGCUGUCAACUCAAAGGUCCAGAUGCUAUAACAAAACUUCAUGAUUGUCUUGCACAACACCGUUGGAGGCUCAGACACGAACAAGUUCCCUAUUUCAGUCUUCGACCAAAAUGGGAAUCACGCAGGCUCUCUUGACAGCAAAUAAGAAGGUGAAUAUAGACUGCCAGGUUAUUCAAGCUUUCGGCUUUCUGAAGAUUCCCAGUCCAGAACUGCUGCAAGCUCUUAGAGUCCGAGACUAGAUGAGAAACAAUGUUUUGCUAGGUCGGAAUAUUGGUGUACAUAUAUCAGAACAAAGUAUGCUUUACUAACUCACUUUUGGACUGUUUGUGAGAAGCAAAAUUUGAAGAUUAUACAGGACGUUGAUCUGGAUAGCAUUGAAGACGGGUAAGUUCUUGGUAAAAAAGCUAACUUACUAGGCAGGAUAGUUUUGGUGAACAUAUUAGAAUACUCUGUUUAUAUUUUGUUCUACCUUAAAAAAAACAGAAGUUUGUAACAGGUUCCCAAUGUAAAUGUCUCUUUGUGUGGACUAGACUAGGUGCUGAGUGUAUGCACUUGAAAAUAUAGAGCAGUUGCUGAAGUUGAUGUAAGAUAUAAAUAUCUCAUUAGAAUAUGGUUCUCACUUGGUCGGAUUCAACACAUCCUGGAUCCCUGCUGUGUAUGCAUCACGGAACACCAAGCCUCCCACCAAU
This is a messenger RNA of Fragaria vesca subsp. vesca, 3051 nucleotides long. RefSeq lists its product as uncharacterized. Lineage: Eukaryota; Viridiplantae; Streptophyta; Magnoliopsida; Rosales; Rosaceae. Bases 1 to 2133 code for a protein of 710 amino acids. Gene Ontology annotation, biological process: regulation of DNA-templated transcription; protein phosphorylation. Gene Ontology annotation, molecular function: ATP binding; protein kinase activity. The transcript is spliced from 13 exons. The record is from RefSeq and is a predicted model, not a curated record.